CUCCGAACUCAGAGCUCGGAAUUGACGCGGCAGAUGUGGCUCCUCUAUGUUACAUUUGAAGAUUUUGUCUGCCUGAAGUAUCCUAACAAGUCCAAGGAAAUUCUGACUACCAGGAUAAAUAUUGAUACCUACAUCUCCUCUCCUGGCAGCAGUCCUGUGAGAAGACCACGAUCACCAUCGGUCAUCGCCACAUCUCAGAAAGAAAUCAUUCAAUCAAAACGCGUUUUGUGUGAGGAUUUUAAAAACCAAGUUGGAUUUAAACCUAUUCAAACUGAAUCGCGGUGUCCCACUAUAAGAGAUAAAGAAUUUGAAUACAAAAGAAGGUACAGUACUACUGUUUCAUAUCAGAUAGCUAAAAUACAGCGGAUUGUGAAGACUGAAAGGGCCAAAAAAACUCGUAACAAUCGACAGAAAUUCGAUCUGGAUGGUUCUGCAGGCGUGAGUUCAAUGGAGAUUGGCCGGGCCGAUCAGUGGAAUCGCAACCGAGAUAGAAUGCAUGAUUUGAGUGAAGGGCGCCUCGGCAGUGUUGGGAGCACGAACCAGGGUGUAUGUAGAUCAUCAAGAUGUGUGAAUUCUCAGGGAACAGCUGAUAAGACUGUUAAUUCGCGGGUCAUUGUUUCGGGAGCAGUGACAGAAUCACACGGGGUAUUGUUACGUGGAAGUGUUCCGCGUCAGAGUCAAAACAGUGCCACAUUAGGGCCAAACAAUGGCCAAGUUCGGCGUUACAAUCCUCAGGUCGGAUUGGAAAAUAGGUGUCUCAGUCACACGGAUCGUCUUAAUCAGUCCGCAGAUCAGAUACAUUCUGUUGGUCGGUGUGUAAGAAACCCUGCACGGGUCGAAACAACUCAUUGUGGCCCGAGAAUCGUGAACGUGCGGGCGCUCCAAGCCAUCACAGACAACGCUUUGCGGGAAGAUCCUUGUAUCACUAACAAACUCAGUGUCCAAAGUAAGUGCUGGAACUCACUUCGUCUACAGGGCAUCCUGCCACUGGACAACUGUCGAUUUGACUGGGACAGUGGGUCCAUGAACGAUCGAAUCAUGACUGAUCCUUUACGUGUGUCCGUCAGACAUGAUAUCUCUUUUCAUUCACAAGAUGGUGGAUAUUUACAUCCACGACCGGACAGCGUCGUGCCGCGACACAAACCUCCACAGACACUUUCCCUUGACCGAGUCAAUUUGGCCGGACGAUCGGACAACAAAAUAACAUCUACUCCGGAUGAUUCUGCUCAUGAUGUCAGUGCUGAUAUUUUUCAUUCUAACGAGUCAUCACCUGUUACGAUUUCAAGUGGAUAUGAAAGUGAUUCCCUGCAUACAUGUGAGGCAGAUAUUGACAAUAUAUUUUUUAAGAGAAAUAAAGCCAACAAUGUGAGUACCAAAACAGCGGAAGGAGAUAACGAUCCAUUGACGGACUAUUUCUCGAUGUCGGACUCCAAUCUUAACGCGGAAGUGACCGCGCCUGUUGAUGGAGACGUCACGCCAACCUCAUCUCCACAAGUCAUUCUUAAUAGGAUGCCCGACAAUCAAGGAAAAGACAAUUCUGUGCCAAAUGAUUUAAAAUCAAAUUCCAAAUCUCGGAAACCUAAACAAGACAGAGUGCUAACACCACAACAGGGAAAUAGUGCCGUGUUUUCCCCUAAAGAGAGAAAUAGUUAUCAAUUAACAAAGGUUGCAAGGUCAAUGUUUGAGAUCAUUCAUGACCUUCAAACCGAAGAAAACUCUGCUGAAGGUAAAAAGAAAGGGAGGAAACCUCGUAGGAAUACCCCUCCUCUAAAACCAGAAAGAUUGAUUGGGGACAACCCCAACCUUCCAUCAUCGUCAUCUUCGAGCGAAACGACGCCAACGAACACGUGCACAAAAACUGGUUUAGGCCAAGAUCAAUUUAAAGCUAUUAAACCACUUCAAACUCAAUGUGAUAAUGUACUUACAAAUGUAAAUCAGGUUCCACAACCAAAACAUUUCGACAGAGUUGUUGGUAAUCCACCAAAAGUGUCUGUGAGGUGUUUAAGACGCCCUCUUGGAGCUGAUCCCACUGACUUUGAUCGCAAUGCAGCACUGCCACAUUCAGACAGUGCACGUGCUUCAACGAACGAAAAUCCCUCCAAGAGUGCGAGUCAGCCGUGCUAUCUGGAGGAGGACACCAGUGUUGCAGCAAAUGACAAUUCCACUGUGCACUGGGAGGGGAGCGGAAAUGACGUGCAUCCGUUUCAUCCCCAAGUACCAGAUAACAUGACCACUCCCAGACCGGCCAUGAUAAAUCAAAACUGGACCACCAAUAUCAAUGACUGUAUGCCCUACGCUACGACGCGGCUUCCCGGGUGUCAAACACCUAAGAGGGAUCCUAGGGACGAUCACGUGUAUGAAACAAUCCCCGGGGAUGAGAUGCUGUCGUACGAGGAACACAUGCGCCUUCGAAUGAAUGGUAUUCCAGUAAAAUUACAGCGUUUACACCCUGAUUGCCCUUUCGUGCCAUAUGAGCCUCCUGCUCUUCCCGCCAGGAACGACCACAGGAUGCCAAAAUCAAGUGGUUUUAUGAACUCUAGUUUCAUCAUGCAUACACAACCCUUCAUACCUCAGAACCUCAUACAGUGUCCAAGGAAUCGUGUUUCACAUCCGCAAUCGUUAAUGCCGCAGUUUUCGUCAUUUCCUGGGAACCAGCGAGGUAAUGUAAACCAUGGGAUACUGUUUAACGCUGCACAACAACAGCACAUUAAUAGAGUAAAAAGUGAAACCAGUGAUUCAACUGUGAUUAAAAACUCCAAAAAACAACCAAAACAACGUCCAUCAUCACAAGAACUUCCGGUCAAACCGCAACCAUUAUUGCCGACUGGUUAUAAACAAAAGCGUCCUGUAUCAGAACAGUUAUCUCAGGCACAUAAAGCUCCAGCUCAGCGGCGCUUACAACUGUUACAGAAACAACAGCUUAUUAGGCAGCAACAACAGCUUCAACUUCUCCAACAGAAGCAGGAGUUGGAAAAACAACAGAAAAUACUACAAUAUAAACAACAACAGCAGGAGAAACAAGAACAACAAAAACAACAAUAUUUAUUGAUGCGGGACAUUAACUCCAACAUUCCAGAAAGGGCAAGUUUCAGUGCUAUUUCAACACAUCAUCACGUCAAUAAGUCAAGGUCAAGGGCAAACUCAUGGGACGGUUACGGCAGUAUGGAUCUCAGAAAGGUUAACGAAAAUGCGCCUUUAAGUAAAGGAGCAUCUAAACUUUCGACCUCUGACCUUUUGGACUAUAUUGAUGACAUCAAACAACCCCCGCCGAAACGACGAGAAAACUUUUACCUUCUUCUGUCUAACAGGCAGAACCGUGCUGAUUUCUCGGAAUCAUUAGAAAUUGAAUCGAAACUCAAAGACCUUGGAAUCAGCGUGAAUCAGGUGAAAUGUGGCGAGUUUCUUGACGAGGAUGGUUACACGACUAUGGACAGCCCGCCAUUAGAUUUUGGUAUUGAGACUGGACCCCAGUUUCUUCAAUCAACAUAUGUGUGA
Molecule: messenger RNA, 3495 nt
Organism: Ylistrum balloti
Lineage: Eukaryota; Metazoa; Mollusca; Bivalvia; Pectinida; Pectinidae
Exons: 1
Coding region: 34-3495 (1153 amino acids)
Source: RefSeq, a predicted model, not a curated record